Molecule: messenger RNA, 5134 nt
Organism: Hyaena hyaena (striped hyena)
Lineage: Eukaryota; Metazoa; Chordata; Mammalia; Carnivora; Hyaenidae
Gene: FAM20B
Product: FAM20B glycosaminoglycan xylosylkinase
Exons: 9
Coding region: 289-1536 (415 amino acids)
Biological process (GO): protein phosphorylation
Cellular component (GO): Golgi apparatus
Molecular function (GO): phosphotransferase activity, alcohol group as acceptor
Source: RefSeq, a predicted model, not a curated record
CGGGGGCGGCCGGGCCGCGCCGCACCGCAGCGCGCGGGCGGCCAUGGAGCGAGCCUAGGGCCUGGCAGACCUUCAGAGCUUUGCUGAAACCUGCAGUUACUAAAGAAGAAGUUCAUAAAAAGGGUCCUUGUAAUUCCUACUCAAGAUCAAGGGCGGGGAGGUUAUGAAUUGUGGGAGGCGCUCCCGUGAAGAAUGGACCAGUGUGCGUAAUCAUGGAAUCUCCUCACUAACCUGCUCUCCUUGAGAAGUGAGAGAGAGUGGGUCAGGGGAGAAGGAAAAGCGGUCACCAUGAAGCUAAAGCAGCGAGUCGUGCUGUUAGCGAUUCUUCUUGUCAUCUUUAUCUUCACCAAAGUUUUCCUGAUUGACAACUUAGACACGUCUGCUGCGAACCGAGAGGACCAGAGGGCUUUUCACAGAAUGAUGGCCGGCUUGCGGGUGGAGCUGGUGCCCAAACUGGACCACACCUUGCAGUCUCCCUGGGAGAUCGCAGCCCAGUGGGUUGUUCCACGGGAAGUGUACCCAGAAGAGACACCGGAGCUGGGCGCGAUCAUGCAUGCCAUGGCCACCAAGAAGAUCAUUAAAGCUGAUGUGGGCUAUAAAGGGACACAACUGAAAGCCUUACUGAUACUUGAAGGAGGACAGAAAGUCGUCUUCAAACCUAAGCGGUAUAACCGAGACUAUGUGGUAGAAGGGGAGCCAUAUGCUGGCUAUGAUAGACACAAUGCAGAGGUAGCAGCCUUUCAUUUGGACAGGAUUCUGGGUUUCCGCCGAGCCCCCUUGGUGGUUGGCAGAUUUGUUAAUCUACGGACAGAGAUCAAGCCCGUUGCCACGGAGCAGCUGUUGAGCACCUUCCUAACCGUAGGAAAUAAUACUUGUUUCUACGGGAAGUGUUACUACUGCCGAGAGACAGAGCCGGCCUGUGCUGACGGAGACACAAUGGAGGGGUCUGUCACACUGUGGCUUCCGGAUGUGUGGCCUCUGCAGAAACACCGACACCCGUGGGGCAGGACUUACCGGGAAGGCAAGCUGGCCAGAUGGGAGUAUGAUGAGAGCUACUGCGACGCCGUGAAGAAAACGUCCCCUUACGACUCCGGCCCGCGCCUCCUGGACAUCAUUGACACCGCGGUCUUUGAUUACCUGAUCGGCAAUGCUGACCGCCACCACUAUGAGAGUUUCCAAGACGACGAGGGCGCUAGCAUGCUCCUCCUCCUCGAUAAUGCCAAAAGUUUUAAUUUAAUUCUCAGCUUUGGGAACCCGUCGCUGGAUGAGAGAAGCAUCCUCGCCCCCCUCUAUCAGUGUUGCAUCAUUCGGGUGUCCACCUGGAACAGACUGAACUAUCUGAAGAAUGGUGUGCUGAAGUCUGCCUUAAAAGCCGCCAUGGCCCAUGACCCCAUCUCUCCCGUGCUGUCUGAGCCUCAUCUGGACGCCGUGGACCAGCGGCUCCUGAGCACCCUGGCCACCGUGAAGCAGUGCACUGACCAGUUUGGGGCGGACGCUGUGCUGGUGGAAGACAGGAUGCCUCUCUCCCACCUGUAAUUCGCAACAGAAAAUAAGUGAAACUACUUUUUACAAAGCUAGAGAAACAGCACAAUCACUUCCAAAUGGUGUGAGAUGGAUCGGAAAUGGCCGGCAGCGAGCUCUGGGUGGUGGGGGACGGGGUGGCCUUGGAUUCCUUUGGCGAUUUCCGUAGGAGGAGAAGCUGAGGCAGAGACUACGGGGUGCAGACCCCAGGAGCGUGCCUGCCCGACCACCGGACCCCUCGGCAUCGGCGCACCCCCGCGGCGGGCCUCCUGCUGGGCCCAUCGUCACGCGCGUGCCAAAGGGCGGACGGAGGUGUGACGUUUGGAUAGGUUAAUGCUGGGGUUGGUUCCACAGCAUGUAGUUUGGGUUCAUCUUCCAGUCCUUCCUCCACACCUGUGGGUUUUCUGAAAACACUUUAAUGGCUUGAGUCCUUCUGUAACCAGGUCUAGUCCAGUCGGGAGUUUGACCGCCUCCUGAGGAGUGGCAGCAAGUACAACCUGGCGUUCUGUUGAGCCCAGACGGCGAAGGGGUCUGUUUUUAGGAUAGAAUUAGUGGGAAAGACAAAGGCAGGAAAGAUGCUCGGGCUCUUAAGCGAUUGGGUGGGAGGGCUUGCUCUUCCCGGUCGUUUAGAGGCAGGAAGGAGAGGCAGGACCAGAAUCGGAGAAGCUCCUGGCAGGCGCGUAAACGCAGACAGGACUUGAACCUCAGUGAGCCCCGCGUUCCCCCCGUGGUGUCCCAGCGCACCCGGAAGCUGUCCAGCGUGAUUCUCUCGCGGAGACUUUUUUUCCCUUUGGCCCAAAGCUGGCAGGUUCUUUUCUAAAUUAACAAAGCGAAUUGGGAUGAUACGCUGAAUAAGAGUGGAGUUGCCUGUGAUCUCUGCCAUCCUGAGUUCGCUUUGGAAACGAAUUUCCACCUCAGCCUUUAAGGCAUUUGAUCCCCGAAGCCUCUGUUGCUGAGAGAAUGGCCGUCCUGUUCGUGCCCUUCUCGUGGGAACAGCCAGCUCACUCCCUGAGUGCGCGUCCUGCUGGCGGCUGGACCUGUCCUGUGACUUAGGCCUUGCAGAAGAUGGGGAGCAAAAAUUUUCAGCUUUCUGAGCCUUAAAAUUAAGGAGAUUACCAGGAAGGGCCUUAAAAUUUUGAUUUACAUCAAGCCCUAAUGUCCUCGUUGAGUUCCAUCGGGCGUUCUGAACGAUGGCGUGGUAUCGUUUUCGUGUGUCCUCCCGCUGCGUGCAAGUGUCAGGCGGCCGACGCCCCGGCUCAGUGCCCUCUGUGUUCCCGCAGAGCGACUUGGAGCCGGGAGCAGCUGCGGUGAAGCGCGGCACCCGAGGGGGACCGGCCCGGUGUGCUCGCUCCCUGCGCACCCGUCCCUCCUGCAUCUUGUCCAGGUGCCGGGCCAGCCUUGCGCUCCUGUGGAGCAGACACUGGUAUUUAAAGAGUGUGGGUGAGCAGGUUAAUGGCAGCCGUCGGAGAGCAGUGCCAGGCAGCCUCCCUCUCCUAAACCGCGUAGAAUGUAUGCCCUCGUUUUCUCGCAUCGAAAGACAGCUAAGUAACCUGUAGCUACUUAACAGCAUGAAGUUAGGAUGCUUCUGUGCUUUGUCUGUACAUUUCGAGUCAAUACGCGAGAAUGGGUUAAAGUCCUUAAAAAAGGUAUUGAAUUUAAGAAAACAGGUAUUAGCACAAAACACUGAAGUCGGGUCAACCGAAGGAGGCCUCAGGUUCCAGUUUUAAGGCCAUUUGCGGUGUGUAUCAAGUGACGUUCACAGCUGAGCCUGAGAAUGCCUUGGGUAGCCUCCCCCUUAGCGUCAGGGGGCCGGCCGGAGGGAGGCCCGCGCCGCCCACCUGGGCACAGGUUAGUCACACUGAACAAAGGGUCGGUGUUCCUGCAGACACGGGGCACUGGGUGUAUGUUGCUGGAGGGGGCGGGGGGCAAGAAUUGUUCUCAGCCUGGGAACUUCAUUCAUGAUGUUGAAGGCAGAAAACACUGCUAAGGAAGGAAGCAGGACGGGGAGCGGCUUUGAAAAUGUUGCAUCCUUUUUUCCAAAACAUCGCAGAAAUGUUUCAUUUCAUUCCCUUUCCUACUGUUUUAAAAUUCAUGGUCUUAAGAGGUGUUCAGCCGUAUCGUGGUGAAAGUUCUGUGUUAACAGCGUGGCCGUGACAGGGCUCUUAGAACGGAUUUAUAUCUGAUCAGGAUUGGAUUACGCCAGGAGGGCAUGUGUAGGCACAUCUUGGAAGAAGCCAAGCAUAGGCUUAUAGCCCUAAAAUUCACAAAAAGUAAGUUCUCCUUGAAAACAGACAGGUGUCCUUUUGUUAAGUUUUGUAACCCUGUCCUCUGUGGUUUAUUUAGCACUGUUACACUCAGACAAGUCACUGGACGUGACUUGGUCAGCCCUGGGUGGGGGUGCCUAAGGGAGCGUCUGAAGGUAGAUGUGGGUGCGUUUUAAUAUUGUCAGAUGAGGAAAAUCGGAAGUGACUGCUAUUUUCUUACCUCCUCCCACUUCCUAAAUACGUUUAUUCCAGAAUUUGGGGAAAUAUGGGUAAAGAAGUUUCAUUCUAAAUUAUUUAAUAUGAGGUUAAGUUGUGGGUUCGGGUGUAAAUAAUUGUCUGUGCAAAACAAAUUCGUAGGAUCUGAUUUGCUCAGAGCUUCAAUAAUAUAUUGAUACGGCAUUUCUCCCUGUUGCGCUCAGGACUAAUGUGUCAAAUUUAAGAUUUAAGGAGGAAAUGGAAGAAUUCAGGUACAUCCGUUGCGUAUUAUUUUAGGAAAGAUGAAACCUGUGUACGUGGCAAUUUUCCAGUGUCCCCUGAACAACAGAUUUUCCCAUGGAAAUUCAUCUUUUCCUUCUCUUAAAGAAAAGGAAACAAAAGACUUGCCUUUCCCUUCCCAUCCACCACAUUCCUUCCGCUCCGUUCUCAGUGGUCCCUGUAUUCUUGUUUGACCAGGGACAGUAAAACAGCAUCUGUCUUGUAAGAGUUACCUUGUGGGCUCGAGCUUCAGAAACAUGAGUAAAGGCAUAUGUAUGUAUAUAGUCAUAUUGUAGCAAGAAAACAAAUGUAUUUAUUUUGACACAGGGAAACACUGACUUAUGUUGCUGAGGAACUUGAAGCUAGUGACAGGCUCUCUUCCCCGUGUCUGAGAGUGGACCCUGGGUGACCCAGACCAUCCCCUGAGCAGGUGCCGCCGAGCCGCUCCGGUGAGCCAGCCGUGGUGGGUGCACGAGUGCGCCACGCACACCUGACUUCGUGAGGCCUGUUGUCCGGGGAAGGCCAGGUUUUCUCCCGUCGAUCCCUCAAGUCUGACUUGCAAAGGCAGGGGCUGAGGACUCUACUGCCACAGGUUUCUAAGGAACAAAGGUGUUCUAAGUACAAAAUGAUUGAGGUGGGGGGCGGGGAACUGGGAAUAACUUACUGGGAAGCUAAUUUAUUUGCUUAAAAGGGUGGUGUAGGAACCGGUACCCUCCGUUUUGAUCUGCCAAGGGGCUCCUCUCAGAGCUGGUGCACAGGUGGUGGUCGGGAUUGGGAAGACCCCAGACAGGACAGAUACACGCACCUAAAUUUCUAAUGUGUUCUAUGGGUUUCGAUUCUGAAAGAAAAUAAAUAAAGAUUUUAUUAAGUAUUGA